AUAUUGACAAAAUUAUGAAGUAAAGUAUGUCAUCGUGACACCUCACCAUUAAACUUCGAUAUUUUUUUAUUUAAGUAUAUAUUUUUUUAAUAAACCAUCACCAAAAUGGCCGAUGAUGAUGACGACGACCACGUUGAGCAAUUCGGCAGACGGUUCAAAAAACCAGACGUCGAACGUCUCGGCAUAUUCGCCGAGAUGCCCUACAUGCACGGCGAGGGAUACGUGACCCUUUUCCCGCCCCCCUACUACAUAGAAGGCACCAAUUUCAUAGGAGUGGGUCCUAAAAUGAAGGUUGGCAAAGCUGACUGCUAUUUCGAUAAAGAAUUCAGAAGAAUAUUCGAAGGAGAAGCUAUAAAGAAGAACACGUUACAAAAGGUUCCGGUUUACAAACAAGUCAAAACUAUUCCAUUUUUGUCGGUAGGACCGACGAAAUGGCAUUCCACACCUGGAGAUUGGCAUGGUACCUUCAUUAAUUAUCACGCCUACAUGAGCCCGAAACCCAAAAAGACAAAGAAACCUCCGGAAGAACCCAGAAAUUUUUUAACGAAACCCGGUAGAAAAGGAACAAGCGGCUAUGCCAAUAUAUGUAUGAAUCCAUAUCCCCCGCAUCCUGAAAAUUUGUACGGAGAUAAAGGACAUUUUAAAUCUUACGGGAAAAUCUUAAACGGACCCAUGAUAACCAGUCAUCAUCCUGAAAAAUAUUUCGAAACGAAUCCGUACCGGUUACCACCAAGUAUUCCUUUCGGGAAAACGUACGUUAAACCCGUUAGUACCGAGCGUCCUUUCUUGAAACCGGGAAUAAUCAAACCGUUGGGUCCCGGGAAGAAACUGGGUGGAUGCAAAUGCGGUGGGUUUAGCAAAUAUCCCCCGCACAGCGCCGAUAAACAUGCAACCGUGUGGGAUUUAGAAAAUCACAAGAAGCUCGUUGGGAAGAAAUGGAACAUCCAUUCCACCGGGUUGAAAACAAUGUUUACGCGAUCUGUUGUUGCUGAUAACGUGCGAUUGAGAUUGAACGAGAGAACGCUCGGUACAUUUGAACCUACUUAUACUAAAAAUUUGAUAGCUUAAUCAAUAAUAUAUUAAAAAUAAUAGAAUAUUU
Molecule: messenger RNA, 1099 nt
Organism: Psylliodes chrysocephalus
Lineage: Eukaryota; Metazoa; Arthropoda; Insecta; Coleoptera; Chrysomelidae
Source: the annotation of a GenBank genome assembly